This is a messenger RNA of Calypte anna (Anna's hummingbird), 1067 nucleotides long. It is a transcript of the gene TMIGD1, whose product is annotated as transmembrane and immunoglobulin domain containing 1. The record is from RefSeq and is a predicted model, not a curated record. The transcript is spliced from 7 exons. NCBI's taxonomy places the organism in Eukaryota, Metazoa, Chordata, Aves, Apodiformes, Trochilidae. Bases 216 to 986 code for a protein of 256 amino acids.
AGCAAAUCCUUUUCUUCAGUGUUCUGUGAGCUCAGAAAUCCAGGAACUGAACAAGGCCUUGAACCCAUUUUAUGGGCUCACUUCUUAAUGAGCGACCAUAAAACAUUAAAAUUCAGACCUUAUAAAUAAGGAGGGGAAAGAGCUGUGCAUUUCUUAGCAGGAGCAGCCUUUCCAGAGACUCUUCCCAAGGCAGAAGCCAGCUGGGCUCUUCAGAGAUGGCUCUGAGCAGUCCCACAGCCCUCCAUGAACUGCCUGUCCUUGCCCUUUGCUUUUUGGCCAGUGUAGCCACAGGCUUGGAGCUGUCUGUAAACGACCACACUGCUGACUUCUCCCUGUCUCCACGUUGUGGCUCUUCCCUCUCCCUCUCCUGCCUGGUACAGAACAUCAGCCAGGCUGAGGAGCUGCUCUGGUACCGAGGAGAUGGGCAAGUGGAUCUGCAUGAUGGGAAUAAAGUGAACAUCAGUAACAUCUGCAUAAGCCCAGUCACUGAGGCUGACAACGGAGUCACCUUCUCGUGCAAGCUGGCACGGGACAAGUCUGUCCAGGUGUCAGUGAUCCUGAAUGUCCCCUUUCCUCCCCAGCUGACGGGGGAAGAGUCUCUCCAAAUUGAAGAAGGCAAAGAUGUCACUCUGUCCUGCAAUGCCAAGUCCAACCCUCAAGCCCAAACAGCUUGGUUGAAAAACAACACCACCUUGACCCUACAGCCAAAUCGCCACCAGCUGUACCAGAGCAGUGAGGUCUCUGAGCUCUCCAUCAGAAAAGUACAGAAGUCUGACAAUGGGACCUACACCUGUGUGGUGACAUAUUCCUUCACAGAGAUGACAAAGGAUUUCCACCUGAUAGUUGAAGAUAAAAAACCUGUUUUUCCCAUGGAAGCUGUUAUUGCUGCUGUUGUGGUGGUUACACUCACAAUACUUUUUGGAAUUGUGGCUCGAAAAGAUAAACUUUUUAAGUGCUUCAAAGGAUCAAGUGAAACAGCACUGUGAUUUUUCAUGUCUUCUUCCAACUUUGCUUCAAGUAAAGACCACAAGGUUCCUGUGCAUACCCAGAAAACAUCAUCUGCAGAG